Messenger RNA from Talaromyces atroroseus, 1674 nucleotides. RefSeq lists its product as hypothetical. Gene Ontology annotation, molecular function: ferric-chelate reductase activity. Gene Ontology annotation, cellular component: plasma membrane. The record is from RefSeq and is a predicted model, not a curated record. Bases 1 to 1674 code for a protein of 557 amino acids. The transcript is spliced from 3 exons. Gene Ontology annotation, biological process: iron ion transport; intracellular iron ion homeostasis; copper ion import. Lineage: Eukaryota; Fungi; Ascomycota; Eurotiomycetes; Eurotiales; Trichocomaceae.
AUGGUUGGAAUGUUACACCGGCUUCUUCAGCAUGUCCUUCGAUCUCGUUACACAAGAGGCAGAAAGUCCGGGCGCCUCUCGUAUGGUUUAUACAAGGCUAUGGCCGCAGUGUACCAAUGGAUCAAUACUCAUUUCAUCAUUGCGUUUCCCUUGAAGAGGAAAAUCCUCUGGUUUGACUUGCCGACACGAAUUGAUGCCAUCCUUGUUGUAGGAUAUUGGAUACUAAGCAUUAUGCUUAUGAGUAUUACUUAUUAUCUCUCCAAUGACAACAUCUACUGGCCAGACCCAUCACGACAACUCCUUCGGUACAUUGCAGAUAGAACUGGCAUUAUGUCAUUUGCCAACUUGUUCUUAAUCUUAAUAUUCGCUGGAAGAAAUAACAUUUUAAUAUGGUCCACCGGCUGGAGCUUCGCCAAGUUCAACAUUUUUCAUCGCCAUGUCGCAUGGAUUGCGACUCUACAGGCUGUGAUUCACACUCUUGCGUAUCUGACGUUAUUCGUGCGUGUUGCGUUUAUCUGGGUUUCAGAUAGAUUCUUACGCUUGACUCGUGUGGUGUAUUGCAAUUUACACAUUCGAUUGCGACUAGGAGGAACUCAAACUACACGCAGCACUGCGACCUAUGACCCAGCAUCAAACGUAGUGAGGCUAGAAGUCAUUCCAGGUUCUGUCAUGCAUCAGCCUACUGCAUCUAGCUUCUACUAUCUGUAUCAGCCAUUUCGCUUUCGAGGCUGGGAAAGCCAUCCUUUCACUCUUGGUUCGUGGGAGCAUACCGUUGAAGACCAGAACUCACAUUCAGACACGAUAGCAACGGCGAUAACUGAGAUAGGCAAUGAUGGAAUCGAAAACUCAAAAACACCACUUCUUAAUGCGUCAAUCUCCCAGAGACAUACUGGUAACGAGGAUAGUUAUUCUGAUGCUAAACGUAUCCUCGAGCGGCCUAAGCUAAUUUUUUGGAUUCGUCCUUACAACGGAUGGACUCGCUCUCUCCGAGACCAAUGCCUUGACUCUCCCAACCGCUCAGUUUCGCCUACGAUUCUCCUUGAAGGCCCGUAUGGUGAAUCAUUCUCUCUUGGUGGACACGAGCCCGUGCUUUUGAUUGCAGGUGGAACGGGCAUUGCGUGCGCCGUACCCUAUAUUCGAGAGAAUUUACACCGGUCGAAGAUGAUGAUGUCCAAAAACAAGAAUGAAAACGACGACUCGGAACUACUUACUCACACUAGAAUACACCUCGUGUGGGCCUCGAGAGAGACGGCUUUUGUGCACGAUGUGGCCUCUCGUGAAUUACGAGAUGCUUUGUCACACGAAGAGUUUCACGCUUCAUUUUAUAUUACGGGGAAGCAACAAGAAACCAGCAGCAGUGGCGCCAUCGCUUCUCCUUCAUCAUCAAUCUCUUUCUUUUCAUUUUCUGCUUCCUCUUCGCUUCCAAAUAUCACGAACAACUUACGUGCUCAUGACAGCGAGGAUAAUGAACUUCUAAACCUGCAUCACGGCAGACCAAACAUCCAAGAAUUAGUACUACAACAUGCGCAGGAUGCCAGCGAAGCAAACUACUCUUUACUUGUUGUCGUUUCGGGGCCGAGUGCAAUGGCAGACGAAACGCGCGCUGCUGUAUACUUGGCAAUGCGUAGGGGAUAUCGACGGAUUACGUUUCGAGAGGAUUCAUUCAGUUGGUAG